AUGACAGAGAUAAUUCCCAAAUCAAUGCAAGCAUGGCGUAAACACCGUGGGAAGAUGGAACCUAUAUGGGAGACCAUUCCCGUGCCGUCAUGUCCCCCAAACGGUGCCCUAAUAAAGCUUCUCUCAUCAGGAGUAUGUCGCUCCGACCACAACCUCCUCACCAAUGAAGUGCAGCCACACUGGUUUAAAGACUCAUUCACACUGGGCCACGAAGGCUGCGGACGCAUCAUUGAACUAGGUUCCGACAUCCCAGCCUCUCCGUACGCGGGGAAAUUCGCCAUUGGCGACGUGGUUGCUCUCCUCGCCGUUCCAGGAUGCGGGUCCCAAGAUGUAAACGAGUGCCCUGAGUGCGCGAGGGACCUGCCUCAGUUAUGCGAACGGGCGCAUCACUCAGGGAUAGGCGAGGAUGGUUUUUACGCUCCGUAUGCGGCCAUCUCGGUUCGGGGCCUUGUGAAGGUGCCUACUGGGGUCACCCCGAGUCAGGCAGCGGUCGCAACGGACGCGGUCACAACGGCUUACCAUGCUAUACAUAGGCGGGGUCAAGUCAAGAAGGGAGAGGUUGUAUUUUUGUUCGGGCUGGGAGGUUUAGGGUUCAAUGCUCUGCAAAUUUUGAGGGCGAUCGGCGCGCGGGUAUUGGUGAGUGAUGUUAAGCAAGAGAACCUGGAUGAUGCGAUGGAGAUAGGAGUGGACAAGGCGGAUGUGGUUCCCACUAGGAAAGAUGUGAGGGAUUGGGUAAGGGAGAAUGGAUGGGAAGGAAAGAUUGAUGUCAUUGCAGAUUUUGUUGGAAUGAAGCAAACCUUCAGCGAUGCACAACAUAUCGUGAGACGGGCGGGAAGAAUGCUGUGCGUGGGAACGUUGAGUCACGAUAACACGGUUCACAUGAAGGUUGGCAUCAGGAAGAGGCUAUCAAUCAUCUUCUCUUACGGGGGACAAGUGAGGGAUCUAGAAGAAGCAUUGGGCUUGAUUGCAGAAGGGGUGCUGAAUCCAAUGGUAGAAGAUGGGAAAAUAAAAGAUUUCCCCAGUGUACUGAAGGACUUAGAGGGUGGUAAGAUUAAAGGCAGAAUUUCACUUUUGCAUGACUGA
Messenger RNA from Aaosphaeria arxii CBS 175.79, 1083 nucleotides. Its product is annotated as N-benzyl-3-pyrrolidinol dehydrogenase. The transcript has 2 exons. Bases 1 to 1083 code for a protein of 360 amino acids. The record is from RefSeq and is a predicted model, not a curated record. Gene Ontology annotation, molecular function: zinc ion binding; oxidoreductase activity. Lineage: Eukaryota; Fungi; Ascomycota; Dothideomycetes; Pleosporales.